GGUUCUUUUUUUUUUUUUUUUUUUUUGUCAUGUACGCAGAUUAUACAAAUAUUUGUACAAGGGGAAAAAAAAUUAUACAAAAAGAAAAAAAAAUCCAAAAAUAUUAUCCAACAUGGAAAUGGUUUCAUAAUACUUUUUAUAGUAUUGUUAAAUUUUUGCCAUGCUAUAGAUGUACACACAUUAACCAGAAACCAGUUCUUCACAGCUGUGUACGGGUUUGGGUUCAAUUGCCAACACUUAUCAUCAGCCUCUUCUGCUGUUCCUGUAAUGAUGUGGUUGGGCGGCGUGAGAGAGGUGUUAGUAGUUGACAGCACAUCUAAAACACACACACACUGUAAGAAUGUGUGUACAGUCUGUCAGCAGGAGGAAUAAAGCGAGUAGAUCGGGGAAUUUGAAGAACACUACAGCUGUGGCUUUCAGUCUGCUUCUCUGAACGAUCUGCCCAUCACAAAACAAGUUGUAUUUGUUAAUGUAUUUAUUUUUUAAUCAAAGACAGUGGAUUUCUAUAUGCUGACCACAGAGGCCAGACAUGUUUUGUGUUCGGUCUUAUGACGGUGGCAAAACAUGAUUGUUGCUCGUCAUGUAUUGUGCUAUUUUUUGUUUUUCCUCAAUGUCAGAUACCCUUUUUCCGAUAACGUUUGAGUGACCAAGUUUAUUUCUGAAAGUACAUUUUAACAGAGGUAUAAGACAAAAAAAAAUGGUUUAAACAUUUUAAUUUGUGGCUGGUCUGCUUAAAAGGACAUAAGAUGAAUUAUUUCGUGUGAUUUUUAUUUUAUUUAGUUUUUCUCCAUUCCACUGGAUCUUGAUGUAUUGUAAAGAAUGCCUGUUCUGUCUAAAUGAAUAUUUUAUUGCAAUUCUUCAGAUAAACAGUAGGUGGCGGUGUAACAUAAGGUUAUUUCAUACACUGUAAUUCCCCUGUGACUUUUUGUUUUAAGAUUUGCCUAAUAGUUUCCAUGGAUCUCUGUAAGCUUAACAGAUGAUGCCUUUUGAUGAGGUAAUAUUAGUUGCUCCACCUGUGUUGAGUGUAUAUGAUGCUAAAAUGGAGUUAUCGAAGCCAGUAGUACGUCUUAAAACCGGAUGGAUGCCACUGAAAUAGAGUUGAGAGAAAUGCAGAAAUAGAGCAAUUGGAGGAUCAUUAGUGCCACAAGCCAGUGCUCCAGACAGGUUCACUUCACAUGUACCCAUGAUCAUCCAUGCAAUAAAAAUUACAGCACAACUGUCAUACAUCUAGCUCGUACAUUUACUAUUCUAUCAAAUUUCUCUUCAACACCUCUUUUCUUUUGUUUUGCAAAGUUGCUAUACAUUUUGUACGUUCCUAAUGAUAAGUGUACUAAAUGUUGUUUGGACAAUUUUUGAUAUCGUAUAACGCGUUUAACUCGAUGCUAGUGACUGAGCCGAGAGAAAGAAUGGUGUUCUGUACUCAGCUGAACGAAACGUAAUUACACCCGACAUUUAUUUUCUGUCUCCAAGACCCAGUGACACUACAGGGUAGCAAAUUUACUUGACGCACAAACCUAUUUUCUAAUCGUAAACACUGUUACCUUGCGUUAUCGGUUAUUUUCACAUGCGUUUUGGUUGCAUCUCCAUUCCGCGCACUAUACAGAACAGCCGAUGUGUCUUUUUGCAAGCGCACCAGAUAACCGAAACAGUUAAUGACCUCAAACCGGUUCAAAUCCCACCCACAUGACACGGAUGAAAUGAGCUAAUUAUUCUUAUCAUUUGUCCAGAUGAGACCCUUUGCCCCAGACAGACUCAGACAUUUACUUGAUCCUCAUCUCUAUUGUCUCUGGCAUGCCAAUAUCAUACUUUGCUAUUUAUAUGAUCUGUGAUUUAUUUGUAUAUAUAUAUAUAUAUAUAUAUAUAUAUAUAUAUAUAUAUAUAUAUAUAUAUGCAGAUAAUAUGGCAGUAAUUUGGGAACAAUUGUUGCUGCUUUAGCAGUCAUAUAACACUUUCCAAAAUCGGUCAAAAAUAAUCCAAAAAAGGCAAAGUUAACUGUUUAAUUAUACUUGUUGUGUAUUUCCUCCUUGUAGUGCCUGUCUAUGAAGUGUAGGCUAUUGCUGCUGCUUCACUGAUACGCACAAAGCACAGAACUGCAGCUUUCACAAUGUUUCUAUUGACUUCUCAAUAGUCAUGUCUAUGUUAAAAACUGGUAAUCCCAAAACUAAGCAAAUACUGAAUAUGCAUAAACGGUUAUAUAUUUUAUUAUUUUUUUUAUAUAAUAUUUCAUGGUUGAUCUUUAUUUUGAAAACAACAACAACAAAUUGUUUUAAGUCAUUGUUUUGAGGCUGUGUCACUCAUAUAAUUAGCUCUUAUAGGCUACUAUUAAGACAUCGAUAUGUUUUGUAUAUUUUUGUGAGAAUGAAAAGGGAAUAAAGCUCAAUUUUGGACUCAAUCAUAAGGAAGAUCUGUAUUCUAAAAUAAUAAAAUGCACUUUAAAAUCAGCGGUGUAGCAGUGUUAUAUCUACAUUUUACAUUAUUUUUUUUUCAUGCAGUCGCCUUUCAGUGCUAAAAAGAAAAUGGAGAGUAAUCACGCACGAUAGCGUUCAUUAAGAACAAAUAUGUUGCGUGGACACGAAUGUAUUUUUGAAAUGGGACUUGAUGGCAGAGCGCAUCCCUUCAGUGUUUUUGCCGCACGCGGGGAGGCGCGCGCAGAGCAGACGUGAUCCGCGCGCUGGCUUCCGUUUGCGAUCGAGCCGCUUGAGCUCGAGUCUCUGCGCGAGAAACAGUUAGUCAAGACUUUACCCAGUCAAACACGGAACUGAGGGCCGAAAUCAAGUCUGCCUCGCCGCUGGGGGGUUCGGCAGCAAACAACAGUUUAGCAGCCAGGAAUUUUUGGACUGUGGAAGAAUCUGUAAUCGCAUUGCAUUCCCUCUCAUCCAACAUACACGCUGUGGUGUCCUGAAGCCCUCUCCAACGGGACCAAAGUGAGGACGGAAAGUGCUAAAAGAGCGAAUACAGAACGAAGAAGGAUCGUAAAGGACAUGCACAGAAUGGUGCUCUGGAGAGCAGAGGAGAAGUGUUCUGCACUGGAAUGACCUCCCACACACUCUCACGUGGUUUCUAUGGGGAUUUCAGCAUAGCUGCACUCUUCUGAUGGGAGGUGGUGUAUUCCUGUGGCAUCUGAUUGCUCUGCACUGAUUGGCCAGUAUUAUUCAGUCGCGGCACUGCUGUUGGUCAGAAUGCCAGCAAAAGGGAAGUACUUGCUGAACGAGCAGAAUUUGAAACAGGAAGCACUGUACAGGAAAUAUUCUGGCAUUAGCCAAUACCGGCCCUUCGUUCUGUUGCUGGGACUGAGCAUGUUCACCUGUGUCAAACUGUUAGUGCUUUUCUUCAGUCUGCAACUGGAUGCAAAGAUCCAUGGUGUAUUUGUGGGAGUUGUGGGAGUAGCUUUGUGUUUUUUCCUGGCUGUGUUCAUAUUAAUGUGCACUGAGACCCUCUCUCAGAGAUGGAGAACUUUACUCGGCCUCGCCGUGUGGGCCACACACCUCACAAUGGGAUUCACCUUUAUUUUCAGCACAGAAUCUGAAAUACCAAUACAACCAUGGGACCAGGUGCCCUUCUUCCUCUUCAUUAUUAUUACGGUCUAUACAAUGCUGCCAUUCCAGUUGGGCUAUGCUGUGAUCCUGAGCAUCAUCUCCUCUCUGUCUCACAUCAUUGUUCUUACAGUGUACCUCACUGUGGGUGUGUUACCCCCCAGUCUCACCAAUCACCACAUCACCAAUCAGUUGCUGUCAAAUGCUGUGGUGUUUGUUUGUGGAGGUAUUGUUGGUGCAUUUCAUAAGGUUCUGAUGGAGAAAGCUCUCAUGCAGACUUUUAUGGAUACUCUUCGCUGCCUUGGGAUUCGGAUGAAACUGGAGAUUGAGAAGAGACAGCAGGAAAACCUUUUACAGUCAGUGCUUCCUGUGUACAUCUCCAUGAAAAUGAAGUUGGCCAUAAUGGAGCGCUGCAAGUGUAAAGAUAAAGAGGAACAGCAGCGUAUGGUCCGUGAUAACAACUUCCACAGUCUUUAUGUGAAGAGACACGAGAACGUCAGCAUCCUAUAUGCUGACAUCGUGGGUUUCACACGUCUGGCCAGUGACUGUUCUCCCAAGGAGCUUGUGAUUAUGCUGAAUGAACUCUUUGGGAAGUUUGACCAGAUUGCAAAAGAGAAUGAGUGUAUGCGGAUCAAAAUUCUUGGUGACUGUUACUACUGUGUGUCUGGCCUCCCCGUUUCCCUGCCAAAUCAUGCCAAAAACUGUGUUAAAAUGGGCCUGGACAUGUGCGAAGCCAUCAAGCAGGUGCGUGAGGCAACAGGUGUGGAUAUAAACAUGCGAGUGGGUGUGCACUCUGGAAACGUCCUCUGCGGUGUGAUUGGCCUACGCAAAUGGCAGUUUGAUGUGUGGUCACACGAUGUCACCUUAGCCAAUCAUAUGGAGUCAGGUGGAUUACCAGGACGGGUUCAUAUCACAGAAGCGACUCUGAAGCACUUAAACAAAGCGUACGAGGUGGAGGAGGGGAAUGGUCACCUGAGAGACCCCUACCUUAAAGAGCUCAAUGUCAAGACAUACCUGGUUAUAGACCCGCGGUCAAAAGACUCAUCUCUGAUGGCUCCCAAUGUCACCAAGCCUCGUGUGAGCGAUGGUUUGAAGAUGCGGGCAUCUGUGCGCAUGACGCGCUUCCUGGAGUCGUGGGGGGCUGUCAAACCUUUUGCCCAUCUGCAGAGCCGAGAGGAAUUCAGCACAGAUGCUAUGGUCAAUGGAAAAGGUCGCUGCAAGGAUAUCCCACUUAGAUCAGUACAGACCAAAAUUACUGAAAGCUUUGAUGAGUCUCUUGAGGAGCCCUUCUCUUUACCUGCCCCUCCCUUGAGCACAUAUAAGAAUAAAUCGCAGAAGACGAAGUUUGAUGAAGAACUUCAUGACAAGAUGACCACCACCAUCAACGAUUUGAGCUCCAGCAAGCAGUGGGUGAAGUCUGAAGAGGUCUCUGGCCUCACACUGUGGUUUACUAAAAGAGACCUGGAAAAGCAGUACAGGACAAUAGAGAUGCCAAAUUUUAAAUACUACAUAGGUUGUGCCACCUUCAUCUUUUUAUGCAUCUUUAUCAUCCAGAUGUUUGUUACUAAGCAACGUAAAAAGCUGGGGCUGGCGUUUGCGGUGUUGGCGUGUGUUCUGCUCUUGACUCUGUGCAUCUGUUUUGCAGGUCAUAUACAGAGGGUGUUUCCAGAGAAGUUAAAAUCAUGUACGUGGCUCUCGGCUCUUUCAGAGGCAGUGGUUAAGAGACCUUUUCUGCGCCUCCCAUUGGCAACCGUGGCCACCGCAGUCAUAGUCAUCAUCGCCAUGUUCAACUUUUAUUUUAAAACCUCAGAGAAUUUAUGCCACACUCAACAAAAUAACAGCAGAAUUUCUGAUAUUGUAAAUGACCUUCCAUAUCUGCCUUAUUCUGUAUAUAAUUGUAUAUUGGCAUUGAUUGCCUGUGGCGUGUUUCUGAGGGUGAGUUUGGAGCUGAAGGUGGCCUUUCUCUUCACCGUCUCUACCAUUUCCUACAUCAUCAUCUUCUACUCUCAGGAAAAUCUCUUCAACGGCUACAGCUGCCUGCUGUACAUGAACCACAGCUGUGUGGAGGACAGUUUGAGGCUGUGCAAAGCAGGUCUUAUGAAGCACCCAAAACUCAUGAGCUGCAUUUACAUCACACUCUUCCUCUUUACCAUGCUGCUCAUAUCCCACCAGAAUGAGUACUGCUGUCGUCAGGACUUCCUGUUGAAGAACAAGAACCUGGCCGAUAAGGAAGAAGUCGAGCUGUGUGAAAACCUGAACCGUCUCCUUUUGGAGAAUGUUCUCCCUGCGCACGUGGCCGCUCUCUUCGUGGGCGAGAACAAAAAGAAUGAGGUGGGGCUGCUGUCCACUAUCUCUUUACUAAACCGGAAAUACAAGGACCUGUACUAUAAGUCCUAUGACUGCGUAUGUGUGAUGUUUGCCUCUGUGCCAGACUUCAAGGAGUUCUACACUGAGUGUGACAUAAAUAAAGAAGGGCUGGAGUGUUUGAGGCUCCUCAAUGAGAUCAUCGCCGACUUUGAUGAGUUGCUGUCUAAGCCCAAGUUCAGCGGUGUGGAGAAGAUUAAAACCAUCGGCAGCACGUACAUGGCUGCUGCAGGACUGAGCGGACCUCCAGAGCAGAGCAGCCAGGACCGUGAGAGGCAGAAUGCUCAGAUAGGAAACAUGGUGGAGUUCGCCAUCGCUUUGAUCGGCAAACUGGAUGGCAUCAACAGACACUCCUUCAACACGUUCAGGCUUCGUGUUGGUAUAAACCAUGGCCCAGUGAUUGCUGGCGUGAUUGGAGCCAGGAAACCACAGUAUGACAUCUGGGGAAACACUGUGAAUGUGGCCAGCCGGAUGGAAAGCACCGGAGAGCUGGGUAAAAUCCAGGUGACGGAGGAGACGUCUGAUGUCCUGCAGAAGCUGGGCUAUUCAUGUGAGUGUCGUGGCCUGAUCAAUGUGAAGGGCAAAGGAGAGCUCAAAACCUUCUUUGUGUGCACAGAUUCCAGCAAACAGCAGGGGAUCGGUCUGAGCUGAGACCGAAGCCUCCGCGCAGACAGCUUCACACACACACACACACACACACACACACACACACACACACACACACAGACAGACUCCGGAACCUAUACGUGAUCUCUGUUUUCAUUUAGGAAUGUUUUAUUACUACUGGAUUUGUUUCUUUAGAGCAUGUCUAAAGAACUGCACAUUCAUGUUUUGGCAGCAUUUUGGAGACAUUCAACAGCAUAUACAUACACGCAUCUCACACCAACACAAGCUGAACUUGUGAUCCUUUUAUGAGAAGAAGACCACAGACAGUGGGUAACUGAGCUCGGUGAAGGAAAAUACUGGUUCUCAGUAUUGCUCUCAGACUUUCUGGGUACUGCUGUCAUAGUGGCCUUGAUCCUGUUGGAUUUAGACUGAUUUGAGAUGACUGAGCUGGUCGGCCGGUUUUGGCCUCACACGCAGAAGGAACACGUGACCCACACAAACCUAUCAUCGCAGAUGAGCAGACGUAAAAAAAGAUGAUAAAAAAUUUCUUCAGUCGUUUAUAAUAAUAUGCAUCUUAUUAUAAACCUUUCCGUCUACUUUUGGACCAGCGAAAUUGUGGAUGCCGUUUGUUGCUUGAAUCUACAUACUCUGGAUAAUUAUUUUCUUUUUUUUGGUUAGUUUUCUUUAAAAACGACUGCCAAGUGUUUUGAAUGCCAAAAAUUCGACAUGCAGUGUUGAUUUGCUGUUGCCUUUGAGUUGAGAUUGCGAAUGUUGGGGAUGAGCCUUUUUUUUUUUUUUUUUUUUAAAGCUUCGUAACAUGCUACAGAAAUUACUAUUCACCAAUGUUUACAUAUUCCGGGAAAAAUGAUCAAUGGAAUUCAAUUAACUUUUAGUGAAAGUGUGCUUUCAUCAUCUUAGAUCUUGACCAAAUGCCUCCGUGGCUUCACUCAUCUGAAGCUGUAUAUUCGCUACUGGAUGUAUUCAUGCAUCUUGGCUUACAUGGCAGUAAAUCGAUUUGCUCAGACGGUCUCUGCUUCUGUUCUGUGAGAAUGCUUGGUGAAAGCGGGAAGUGUCUGAUGAAGCCAUAGGCAUAAAUGUUCGAUUGAGAUCGAAAAUCUUAUUCACCUCUCUGGGUUUUCAGCCCUCUGAGUGUUAGUGACUGAAUUUACAAUUCUGUGCUGCCUUUCUGUACUGCAGUGUUUGUGAGGAACGCCUGACGUCUCCUCUGUUUUGUAUGCAACAUUACAGAAUAAAUCAUUUUACACUUUA
Puntigrus tetrazona (Sumatra barb) is the source of this 7772-nucleotide messenger RNA. It is a transcript of the gene adcy7, whose product is annotated as adenylate cyclase 7. Bases 3180 to 6548 code for a protein of 1122 amino acids. Gene Ontology annotation, molecular function: adenylate cyclase activity. Gene Ontology annotation, biological process: adenylate cyclase-inhibiting G protein-coupled receptor signaling pathway; intracellular signal transduction; cAMP biosynthetic process. The record is from RefSeq and is a predicted model, not a curated record. Lineage: Eukaryota; Metazoa; Chordata; Actinopteri; Cypriniformes; Cyprinidae. Gene Ontology annotation, cellular component: plasma membrane. The transcript is spliced from 27 exons.